UUGUUUGCUUUUGCGAUUCGAGCAACGUCAUCUCUCACACUGUUCGCUAUCUUUGCAAACAUAUUCUCGAUUCUCUCGAUUCUGUUCUACAUAAUCGCGACUUAAAAGCCGCUCGGCUUCUAUUAGUGCAGUCACUAUACGCGUGAGUCUCAACGUAGCUGGAGCACGCUUUUAAAAUAAAACUCUAUAGAAAUAUAUUUAAAAAAAACUUUAUAUGAUGGGGGCCAAGCAUUUUGCUGGUCUGUUGUUCUGCCUGAGUGCCCUGCUGCUCGUGGGAGCAGCUAUUGUGCCCGUAAAGGAGCCACAGGAUGAGCAUAAACAGGAGCUGUCCACUACAAACUCAACGCUGGAGCUUGUGCAUGUGCUAUUUCGCCAUGGACCACGUACCCCCGUCAACACCUACCCGAAGGAUCCGCACUUGAACGAAACUUACGAGCCAUAUGGCUGGGGAGAACUGACCAAUGCAGCCAAGCUGGAGCUCUACAAAAUUGGAAAACAAUUGCGCAAUCGUUACAAACAAUUUCUUGUGCCCUACUAUCAACCGGAUAUGCUUCACGCUCAAGCCACGGAGUCAUCACGCACCCUAAUGUCGAUGCAGAUGGUGCUGGCAGGUCUGUUUCCGCCAGAGAAUACGCCCAUGGAGUGGGAUGCGAUGCUGAACUGGCAACCAAUACCAAUCUACACAGAGCCUGAAGCAACCGACACGCGUCUGCGUCAGAAGGUGCCUUGCCCCCGCUACGAGGAGGCCGUGUGGGAGGUGAUGCAUUUGCCGGAGGUGGUUGCACUGCACGAGGAGAACUCGGACCUGCUGCAACAGCUAACCGAAUUGACGGGCCUCAAUGUAAGCUAUGCGCACGAUGUGACCAAUGUGUUCAUCUCGCUGCUGGCGGAGCAAGCCUACGGCCUGGAGCUGCCAGAGUGGACAAAGGAAUACUUUCCAGACAAAAUGCGACCACUGGCUGCGAAAUCGUAUACCUACGAUGCGUACACGCCGGAGCUGCGCAAAAUCAAAGGAGGUUUCUUUCUGGCUGACAUGUUCUACCAUAUGCAGUCAAAGAUAGCUGGCAAACUGCAACCAGCUGGUAGAAAAAUGUACAUAUCCUGUGCACACGAUUGGAGCAUAUCGAAUGUGCUAAGCGCCCUUAACGUUUGGCAGAAUCAGAUGCCCCGUUUCUCAGCCCUGAUAGCCAUUGAGCUGCAUAAACGCAACGAUAGUGAUGACUACUUCGUGGAGAUAUAUUUCCAAAAUGAUCCCAACCAACCACCGCAACUGCUGCAGGUGCCCGGCUGUGACAAGCAGUGUCCCUUAGCAAAGCUACUGGAGCUCACCGUGGAUGUGCUGCCGGACGCACCAUAUGAGCAGCUGUGCCUCGCCCGGGGCACUGGCGACGGCACCCGCAUCAGCUAUCACAAAUGAGAGGUACUAAGUUUCAUUCAGCAGUAUUAACUAUGUAAUAUCUUAAUAUGAAGUGUUUAUAUAAGAGGCUUCUGAUAGCUAUAUAUAAAAUAUGUAUUCGCCUCCGUCUGA
Drosophila novamexicana is the source of this 1528-nucleotide messenger RNA. RefSeq names its product lysosomal acid phosphatase. Bases 215 to 1417 code for a protein of 400 amino acids. Lineage: Eukaryota; Metazoa; Arthropoda; Insecta; Diptera; Drosophilidae. Gene Ontology annotation, biological process: dephosphorylation. Gene Ontology annotation, molecular function: phosphatase activity. The record is from RefSeq and is a predicted model, not a curated record. The transcript is spliced from 5 exons.